Molecule: messenger RNA, 1220 nt
Organism: Erigeron canadensis
Lineage: Eukaryota; Viridiplantae; Streptophyta; Magnoliopsida; Asterales; Asteraceae
Product: pentatricopeptide repeat-containing protein At2g40240, mitochondrial
Exons: 1
Coding region: 40-1005 (321 amino acids)
Molecular function (GO): protein binding
Source: RefSeq, a predicted model, not a curated record
CCCAAAUAAGUCAUAAAACCCCCAAAAAUCAAUCAACCAAUGAAAAUCAUGUUCAUUAUACGCAAAACCCUUAAAAUAAAGCCGUCGUCUCUCUUCCGCUUAAUCUCUACCGCCACUCUCCCGGAACCACCAACCUCCGCCGCCUACGACGAACUAAUAAACACUGCCGGCCGGAACCAUGAUUUUGCCACCGUCAGCCACCUCUUAAACCAACGUUACGAAAAAGGGUUUUUCGCAACAAACAAUACAUUUAAAUUCAUUUCUACAGAUAUAUCUAUACUUAAUGAUGUAUUAAAAACAGUAUCAGAUCUUGAGAAACUACACUGUCGGAAAACCUCGUACACUUCCUUAAUUUCUACACUAUGCAAAAUAAGGCGCGUGGAUGACGCGCUGACCACGUCGAACGCAGCACUCGACGGAGAUAAGUCCAACGCCGACGCCGCUACUUUCCAUCCCAUCAUCAGCUUACUCACGCGGGGGAAAGAUUUUGACGGCGCGUGGCGCGUAAUUGGGCUAAUGAAAGAGAAAAACGUGGCGCGUGACGUCACGUGUUACAAUUACUUUUUGACGGCGUAUUCUAUAUCGAAAGAUCUGAAGUCAAACAUCGAUGUUUUGAAGAGGAUGGCUGAAGAAGGGCUGAAGGCGGAUGCGCGUACCUACGACGCGCUGGUGAUUGGCGCGUGUAAGAUUGGGAAAGUGGAUGGGGGGAUUUUGAUAUUGAAGAAGAUGUUGGAUGAUGGAGUUGAAGCAAUGUAUGCAACAUAUGCACAUAUUAUAGGGAGUUUAGUGAAAUUAGAGCGGUUUUCGGAUGGUGUGAAGUUUGUGAUUGAUCAAGGGGGUACGGAUAAGAAAUUGGAUGUGCAUAAUUUUGGAUUGUUGGCUACUAGGUUAAUUGGUGCUAAAAAAGUUGAUGAAGCAAAAAAUGUAGUAGAAGAAAUGGUCAAAAGGGAUUUGGAAUUGGAUGAUAAUUUGAGAAAAUUUUAUGAUGAAAAUGUUAAGGUUUGAUAGUUGGAUUUUGAAGUUGUUGGAUAUGGAUCUUCGUUGGCUUUAAUUGUGUUAACGAUUAGACUUGUAUAUAAUGUAGUAGAAGAUUAUGUAAUAAGAUGGAUUUAACAUGAUGACAUAAAGAGACCAUCUGAUUUGUAGUGCACUAUGUCUAUGUAGAGAUGAUCUUAACUCGAAUAGUGAUUGUUACAAACUUUUUUCAUUGUCUUAAAGAA